CUUCACUUACAGUUUAGUUUAAGUCUCCUUUCACUUGCACUUGCACUUCAAACUUUCACACACAAACCUCUCUCUUCUCUUCUCUUUUCCUCUCUUUCACACCAAACCAAAUAAACAGCAGAAAAAAGGGCCCAUAAAAAAAGAAAAAAUAAUUCCUUUUUUUUUUGGGGCGUGUUAUUUGCUGAAAGCUUGCCUCCAUCUAUGACUGUCUGUAACCAUGACAGACAAACAGUAAAAUAUAUAAUAGAACGACGACAACCUGUCCUUUUGUGGGUUCUCUCUUUUGAUUCCUUCCUUUUUCAUUUUGAUUUCAAUCCAAUAACUAUUGAACUAAAUAGAGGAAAACACAGUCAUACAGAGAAAGUGAAGUGAAAAGAAAAAGAGAGAGAGAGAAAAGAAUGAGUGUUUCUUUGACUGUGAUGACCUUCAAUCUGCAUGAUGAUCAAGCAGAAGAUAGUCCCAACUCGUGGGAGAAGAGGAGGGACUUAUGUAUUAGUGUAAUCACAAGUUACUCUCCCAUCAUCCUUUGUACCCAGCAAGGAGUGAAGACACAAUUGGACUUUCUUCAACAGGGUUUGCCAGGUUAUGAUCAGUUUGGGAUAUCUCGGAAGGGGCCCCAAGACACUACAGAUGAACAUUGUACCAUCUUCUAUGAUAAGGAAAAGGUAGAGCUUCUGGAAGGUGGAACAUUUUGGUUGUCUGAGUCUCCAUCUGUACCUGGAAGCAUGUCAUGGGGUUCUGAAGUUCCUUGCAUUGCAACAUGGGCUACAUUUCAACUUAAAGGAGUUGAGCCACCAGGAUUCUCAUUUCAGAUAGUAAAUACAAACAUGGAUCAGUUUAGUCCUCGUGCCCGUCGGCGAAGUGCCUUACUCACAUGGCAGCACAUUGCAUCCUUACCACCUAGUCUCCCAGUUGUGUACUGUGGAGGAUUUAAUACACAAAAAGAAUCAACUACCGGACGCUUUCUUCUUGGAAGAUCUAGAGAGCAUGGUGUAGUUGGGGAUAUGAGGGAUGCAUGGCCUAGCGCCCGUGUAAGGAAAAAUGUUUCUCUAAUCCGCACUUAUCAUGGAUUCAAGGGUGACAAACAGGGAGCACUUGAAUUCCUCAAGUUAAUAUUAAGAGCACUCUGCCUCUGCUGGGAUCGCCAGACGCAGGAUCUUCACAUUGAUUGGAUCCUUUUCAGAGGUAGAUCUCUGAUUCCUGUUUCAUGUGAGGUGGUGAAUGAUAAUAUUGAUGGGUACUAUCCAUCUUCUCAUUUUCCCAUAUUUGCUGAGUUCAUGCUUCCUCGAACCGUAAGGAUGCUAGAAUCGCCUGUACAAGAGGAUAACUAAAACUUGGCUUCUUUCUAUACCUGGAUUCCCACCGGCUGCACCUCUUUUCGUCCUUGUAGCUACAACCCCCCAUGAAUAUGUCUUGUAGUUAUAUUGCCGGGGUUGGGAUAUUGAAGUAUACUUUAUGGACCUCUGAAAAAUGUGGACAAAACAAAUCAUUAUGAGCAGCAUUUGUCAGCUGAAAUCUGCCUCUAAGUGAGGAUAAUGUAUUGUGCAAAGUUCAAUUUUCUUGUCAACUUAAGUGGUUCAUGCUAUUACUUUCUCAAGAUGUACUUUGAAAUACCACAUAAGAAACAUAUGAUAUUUAUUA
This is a messenger RNA of Arachis stenosperma, 1641 nucleotides long. RefSeq lists its product as uncharacterized. The record is from RefSeq and is a predicted model, not a curated record. Lineage: Eukaryota; Viridiplantae; Streptophyta; Magnoliopsida; Fabales; Fabaceae. Gene Ontology annotation, molecular function: 3'-5'-RNA exonuclease activity. The transcript is spliced from 7 exons. The coding region runs from base 399 to 1331 and encodes 310 amino acids.